CCCAAUUGGUAUUAUGUUGAGCUCAAAAUUAAGAGGCACUUGUAGAAAAUGCCCUGGCUUUUAGCCUCUUCUAUAAAUAACUCUUCCCCUGUUUCACAAUCCUUAGUUCCUUACCCUCCAACUUUUCUCAUCAAACUUCAAAAAUAAAAACGCACAAAUGGCUAAUCUUAUCAUCCAAUUUUCAGCAACAAUCUUCCUCAUCUCUUUCCUUUCCAUCGGAGCUGCAAAGACAGCCACCAAAGACCUCGUCCUAGACGUCGAAGGGAACCCACUCGAAGUAGGCUUGUCCUACUAUGUCCGCACGGUACUUUCACAACUCGGUAUUGGGGGUGGCAUAGUCGCGGCAUCCAAACCAAACCAACCUGAAUGCCCUCAAUACGUAGCCCAAUUAGCCGUAGGCUGGUACGGCGAAUCCCCAAUUACAUUCCUACCAUCAGACCCAUCACAUAAACACAUCCACAUUUCCUCUGACCUUAAUAUAAUGUUCAACACCUCAUCCAGCGUCUGCUCGCAAGGGGCAUGGCAACUUACCCCCGACGCCAACUCCGGUAGUCUCCACUUGUCUACCGGAGGUGGUAUUGGAAACCCGAGCCCUCAGACCGCAGCCAAUUGGUUCAAGAUAGAAAACAGUAUUGCUAGUUCGGGCUUUUACCAACUCGAAUAUUGUCCGUCUAGUAGUACGAUCGAUGGGUUUGAAGCUAAGAGAGAUAUUGUAUGCGGCGCUAUUGAUGCUACUGACGCCACAGAUGACAACAGGAUGUUGUGGUUAGGUCUAGUUCCAGGAAAUCCAAAUUUCUUCCACGUUCUAAGUUUCAUUAAAGCUUAAGUGUCGCGAGGUCUUUCUUGCUCCAAUCUACAUUGCUACGAAUGUAAUCAAUCAUAUAAAUUAUAAUAAGGUUGUAUGAUGAAAAAUAAUGUAUGAUGUCUUAUUAAUAACAAGAAUUUAUCUUGGAAAUUUCUCUUCA
Chenopodium quinoa (quinoa) is the source of this 965-nucleotide messenger RNA. RefSeq names its product miraculin-like. The transcript has a single exon. Bases 158 to 826 code for a protein of 222 amino acids. NCBI's taxonomy places the organism in Eukaryota, Viridiplantae, Streptophyta, Magnoliopsida, Caryophyllales, Amaranthaceae. The record is from RefSeq and is a predicted model, not a curated record. Gene Ontology annotation, molecular function: endopeptidase inhibitor activity.